Microthlaspi erraticum is the source of this 345-nucleotide messenger RNA. NCBI's taxonomy places the organism in Eukaryota, Viridiplantae, Streptophyta, Magnoliopsida, Brassicales, Brassicaceae. The record is from the annotation of a GenBank genome assembly.
AUGUCAACAAACCAUAUUCCUGUGGGGAAACAGCUGAAGUCAUUACGGCCACAACCUGAACAAAUAGGGCCACCACAUAGACAUAGUGAAUCCUGCUCUGAGGAUGAACUAGGCACCAAGAAAAACGCCGUAGAUAGAGGAUAUUCACCUCACAAUUGGGUUAACGAGGUCCCUAGGUUUAAGGAAUCUCCAAAAUGCACUUCUGACUCAGAGACUAGCGAUGUGAUGGUAUCACCAUCACAAGUGGGUUCAAGGCUCUCAAGGUUAGGUUCAUCAGGAAAUCCAACACCAUGGAAACCCUCCAUAGGAAUCAGCCGGUUCUUCUCCUCCAAAGCAGGGUAUUAG